Messenger RNA from Peronospora farinosa, 1935 nucleotides. NCBI's taxonomy places the organism in Eukaryota, Oomycota, Peronosporomycetes, Peronosporales, Peronosporaceae. The record is from the annotation of a GenBank genome assembly.
AUGUCUGACGUGACGCCUUCUCUUGUGCGUAUGCGUACUCUUCUCCAUCAAAUUUCUUCGAGUAAAUGUACAUUACCAUCGUCUUCUUCCUCUUCUCCGUCUUCUCCAUCAUUGUUCGUUAAUCCUACUACGCGAUGGAAUGGAUGGGGUUAUGAAGACACGAAAUUAUUUGUCAAUCAGGACAACAUCAUUGAAAUAUCAGGUGCUCGUUAUGCCGACAUAUUUGCUACUGCAUCUGAUCGUACACUUCCUUCUUUGCUCAUAUGGGCUGAGAAACGUCUUGGUUUGGAUAUUAAGCGUACGAGUCCACCUAGUAUCACAUGUAUCGAGGAAUUCCAGCUACGCAAUCAAUUGGAAGAGCAUGGACCGAUAUGGACAAAAUUGGAGCAGUUUUUACACUUAGUGAGCACUGAGAUGCAUAUAAAGGCCAGUACUACAGUUGAAGAGCGGAUCCGACAUGGACAUGGCCAAACAUGUGAAGACGUGUUUCGUCUUCGUCAUAAAAAGGACAUGGACCGUGUGCCCGAUGCCGUGGUGUGGCCCACAUCGCAUGACCAAGUCGAACGGUUAAUACAUGAAGCGACACAGAAUUUUGCUGCUUCUGUGUGUCUGAUUCCAUUUGGAGGUGGAACGAAUGUGACGAACGCUCUGGAAUGUAAUCCGAAGGAACGACGGGCCAUUGUUUCACUGGAUAUGCGAGAAAUGAGACGGAUUUUGAGUAUCGACCGAGAAAAUUUAGUGGCAGUAGUGGAAACAGGAAUUACUGGAUUUGAUCUUCAUGAACGAUUACGUCAUCGAGGACUGACGCUAGGACAUGAACCGGAUUCGUGGGAAUUUUCAACACUUGGUGGAUGGAUUGCUACACGUGCUUCAGGGAUGAAGAAAAACAAAUAUGGUAAUAUUGAAGACCUUGUGAUCAAUAUUACAACCGUGACGCCACAGGGAACAAUGCAGCGUGCUGUGAAUGUACCUCGUGCUGCAAUGGGACCGGAUAUAAAUCAUGCUAUGAUGGGGUCGGAAGGUAUCUUUGGUGUCCACACUUUGGUGACUUUACGUCUCUGUGAACUUCCUACUGUCCAAGUUUACGACUCGCUCAUUUUUCCAAGCUUUGAACAUGGACUAGCAGCACUUAAGGACAUUACUCGUGCUGGGUGUGAACCAGCGUCGCUGCGUCUGCUGGACAAUACGCAGUUCCAGCUGGGUCAGGCACUUAAAACAUCAUCGACGACUAACAGGUUUACCACUGGCGUCCUUGACUUUGCAAAGAAAACGUACGUGACCAAGAUUUGUGGAUUUGAUGUGAAUGAAAUGUGUGCUGCCACUGUUUUGCUUGAAGGAACCAAUCAGCAGAAGGUGACGGAGCAGCUCAAGUGCAUCCAUACUAUUGCCAAGCGUCAUGAAGGCAUGAUUGGUGGAGAAGAGAACGGUAGACGUGGCUAUUUCUUUACAUACGUCAUUGCGUACCUCCGUGACUUUGCUUUGGACUAUUAUUUCAUGAGCGAGUCUUUUGAAACGGCCGUACCUUGGACAAACGUGAGUCAGCUCAUUACCGAUAUUAAGCUGGCGAUCAACUCGGUGGCCGCUAAGCGUAACGUGAAGAUUCCACCACUUAUCGCUUGUCGCGUGUCGCAAGUCUACGGAGCUGGAGUCUGCGUGUACGUGUACUACGGUAUCAACUACUUUGGCGUUAACGAGCCGAUGAAUCUCUUUCGUGAAACGGAAUUGGCUGCUGUGGACGCUAUCGUGCGUAAUGGUGGCGCUCUGUCGCAUCACCACGGCGUUGGCAAGCACCGUCUUGCAUGGCUGCCACAAGCAGUAUCACCUCCAGCCAUCGCGGCCAUCCGGGGUAUAAAAAACGCGCUGGACCCUACCAACAUUUUUGCAGUAACUAAUCUCCAGCCGUCGAAGAAUGAGGUCGAGGGUAUGCAUGAGUAG